Molecule: messenger RNA, 4594 nt
Organism: Capra hircus (goat)
Lineage: Eukaryota; Metazoa; Chordata; Mammalia; Artiodactyla; Bovidae
Gene: MDM2
Product: MDM2 proto-oncogene
Exons: 11
Coding region: 400-1875 (491 amino acids)
Biological process (GO): negative regulation of apoptotic process; regulation of cell cycle
Cellular component (GO): nucleus
Molecular function (GO): ubiquitin protein ligase activity; identical protein binding
Source: RefSeq, a predicted model, not a curated record
CGCGCGCGCUCAAAAGCCCGGAUGGGCCGCGGCUUCCGGCGCGGUGCCCUCGGACGGCAGGGGGCGCGCAUCCGGCGCACCUCGGCCAGCUCGGCAGGUUUAGGGGCCUAUGCGGCCCGGUGUAACUGAAAGGAAAAUGGAGCAAGAAGCCUAGUCUGAGGGGUAGCCCUCACCCCUCUGACCGAGGUCCUGCCGUUUCACCGCCAGGAGCCUCUUUUUUUCUCCGGAUCUACUGCGUUCGAGCGCCCCGCCGGCCAGGGCCCUGCGAGUGGGAUGGUCGCCGAGGCCCGGGGCGUCGGGCUUCCGCGCGCCCGGUGACGGAAACUGGGGAGCUUCGGGGACACCCCCCCCAACUCCGACUCCAGUCGCGGAAAACCCCAAUUAGUGAGCAUCAGGCAAAUGUGCAAUACCAACAUGUCUGUGUCUACUGAUGGUGCUGUAAGCACCUCACAGAUUCCAGCUUCGGAACAAGAGACCCUGGUUAGACCAAAGCCAUUGCUUUUGAAGUUGUUGAAGUCUGUUGGUGCACAGAAGGACACUUAUACUAUGAAAGAGGUUAUAUUUUAUCUUGGCCAGUAUAUCAUGACUAAACGAUUAUAUGAUGAAAAACAACAACAUAUUGUAUAUUGUUCAAAUGAUCUUCUAGGGGAUUUGUUUGGAGUCCCAAGCUUCUCUGUGAAGGAGCACAGGAAAAUAUAUACAAUGAUCUACAGAAAUUUGAUAGUAGUCAGUCAGCAAGAACCAUCAGAUUCAGGCACAUCUGUGAGUGAUAACAGGUGUCACCUUGAAGGUGGGAGUAAUCAAAAGGACCUUGUGCAAGAGCUACAGGAAGAGAAACCUUCAUCUUCAGAUAUGGUUUCUAGACCAUCUACCUCAUCUAGAAGGAGAGCAGUUAGUGAGACAGAAGAAAAUUCAGAUGAAUUACCUGGUGAACGACAGAGAAAGCGCCACAAAUCUGAUAAUAUUUCCCUUUCCUUUGAUGAAAGCCUUGCUCUGUGUGUAAUAAGGGAGAUAUGUUGUGAAAGAAGCAGUAGCAGUGAAUCGACAGGAACUCCAUCAAAUCCGGAUCUGGAUGCUGGUGUAAGUGAACAUUCAGGUGAUUGGUUGGAUCAGGAUUCAGUUUCAGAUCAAUUCAGUGUAGAAUUCGAAGUUGAGUCUCUUGAUUCAGAAGAUUAUAGCCUUAGUGAAGAAGGACAAGAACUCUCAGAUGAAGAUGAUGAGGUAUAUCGAGUUACUGUGUAUCAGGCAGGCGAGAGUGAUACAGAUUCAUUUGAAGAAGAUCCUGAAAUUUCCUUAGCUGACUAUUGGAAGUGUACUUCAUGCAAUGAAAUGAAUCCUCCCCUUCCACCUCAUUGCAACAGAUGUUGGGCCCUUCGUGAAAAUUGGCUUCCUGAAGAUAAAGGAAAAGAUAAAGGGAAUAUGUCUGAGAAAGCCAAACUAGGAGACUUGAUGCAAGAAGACGAGGGCUUUGAUGUCCCUGACUGUAAGAAAUCUACGGUCAGUGAUUCCAGAGAAUCAUGUGUUGAAGAAAAUGAUGAUAAAAUCACACAAGCCUCUCUGUCUCAAGAAAGUGAGGACUAUUCUCAGCCAUCGACUUCUAAUAGCAUCAUUUAUAGUAGCCAAGAAGAUGUCAAAGAGUUUGAGAGAGAAGAAACACAAGACAAAGAAGAAAGUAUGGAGUCUAGUUUUCCCCUUAAUGCCAUUGAACCUUGUGUGAUUUGCCAGGGUCGACCUAAAAAUGGUUGCAUCGUCCAUGGCAAAACAGGACAUCUCAUGGCAUGCUUUACCUGUGCAAAGAAGUUAAAAAAAAGGAAUAAGCCGUGUCCAGUAUGUAGGCAACCAAUUCAAAUGAUUGUGCUAACUUAUUUCCCCUAGUUGAACUACCUGUAAAAACAGACUUAUAGGCCUAAAAAUUUAGACCUGAAAUUUAUUUUUAUUUUUUUAGCUGUAUUAAAGCAAGAUAAUACCUUACAUGUAGAUCUCUCCCAAUAGUGAUUAUUCCUUUUAGGAAAAUGCCUAUUCUGUUGCUACUUUAUAUUUGGCAUUCAGUGUAAUUUAGAUUGGGUUUAGUACCUUUCAUGUAAACAAAAAAGUUCCUGUGAAAGAUUUAAUAUUUAAAUUUUAGAUACUCUUAAACCUUCUAAUCUGUCAUUUUUGUAGUCUUUCAGAGAGACUUAAAGUACAGUAAGCCUCCUACAUGUGAAGAUUUGCAACCUUUAAGUUGUGAACUUUCAAAGAUGCAAACAAGCGUUUGCAUACUCAGCCACUAAGUUCACGUAUCUUAUACAUUGUCACGUGCAUCCAUCCUCUGCAGCCGGUGCUUUUGUAUAUACUGUACACUACUGUGCAGAGUACAGUGGUACAGUAUUUUUUAUUUCAAGCUCAGGAUGUCCAGAAGCAAGUGUAAAAGCAGGAGGGAUAUAGCUGUUACUGCUGAGAAGCACCAAGUGAGGAGAAAGAAAUGGCAAUCCACUCCAGUAAUCUUGCCUGGAAAACCCAUGGACAGAGGAGUCUGGCAGGCUACAGUCCAUGGGGUUGCAAGAGUCAGACAUGACUUAGCAACUAGACCAUCCACCACUACAAAGUGAAUAUAUGCUUAAAGGUAAUGUCUGAAAAGGAUAUUUGUUAUGUAUUACCUAAUUUCUUGGUGGGAGGGUGGGAAUCAAGGAAGACUUGGGGUUAUUUUUUCAUCAGCUUCCAUUUUAUACUUAUUUAUAAUGGCCAUUAUUUUUACCAAUACUGUAAAACUAUCAAAAUGAAUAAAAUACUAAAAGUUUCAUAUAGCCAAAAAAAAAGAAGCACCAGGUGGUAACUGGGAACGAAAGUGAAAACAGUUGAGAGAGUGGACUGACAAGAGGAAAAAUGUAGCUGAAGAACCAAAGAGGUUCGCAACACAGGAAAUGGCAUGGGGAUUUUCUUUGAGGAGGCACCGUUCAUUGUUGAGACACAGGAGCUAAAUGUGGAACAAGAAGGUCGCAGCAGCCAUUCAGAAUGCAGUCCAGUGUUACCAUGUCAUUUUAUGAUGAGAAAAAACAGCUACCACCCAGACAUCCCUGGAUCGUUUCUCUAAGAGGGUAGAUAGAGCUGAAUCUGGUGAGGAGCCAGAGCCUGUGCCAUCAGCGUCAAGCAUGAGUGCAGUUGCAGCCCGCUUCUGUCUCCGGUUGCUGGCCAUCCUUCAGCCCCAACCUCUCCCUCCAGUCAGUAACUCUUCUUGCCUGUUCACUUGGUGCCAGUCCCUGCGUACCAGCUGAGUUGUACUAGUAUAAUGUACUGCUGUAUUUUUUUAAGGUACUGCUCUGUAAGAUAAAAAAAUAUUUUAUUUUUUUGUGGUUUUAUGUAUUAUUUGUGUGAAAAGUAUUUUAAACCUAUUACAGUAUAGUACUAUGUAUCCGAUUGUGUUAGUUGGGUACCUAGGCUAACUCGGUUGAACUAAGGAACGUACUGGACUUAACAAAUAUGCUCUUAGAACAGAACUUGUUUGUAUGUAGGGGACUUACUGUACUCUUUCUAGAUAAAAGAAAUAUUGGUGCUACAUGAGUAGCACUUACACAUUUCUCAUUCACCAGUCUCUUGGAUAUUGUCAGGGAUAGACUAAACAGAUUGUUUUUAUACUAGCCGAAAAUGUCAUAACCUCUCUAAAUUGUCCAAAAAUUAUACAUUAUUUUAAGAAUAACAAAAAAUUCUAAAAUAACUCUCAAACUGUAGAAUAACAUCUUGAUUUAUAUUAAAUCUUCAACAGAAUAGUGAAAGUAACUUUGAUUUACAAGGUCCCUGUGUUUUUCUCCUAUAUAUGACAGUUGUACAUACUCAAGUGAGGAUAAUAAAAUCAACUGAACUAUGAUUAAGAUAGAACUGAGUGGUAAUUUUGUACAGCAAGUUUGUGUGCCAGUUACAGAAUAUGGUAUUAAACUUUAAAAAUAACCCCCUCACACACACACACACCCCCCUUACCCAUGUAUACAGAUAGGUAGGUAAUGACUGAAUGGAUCAGUACUUAGCCAAAGAGUGUUCCUCAAAUAGAGUAAAGCUUAAUUUGGGAUUUAUAACACUUAAGCUAGGGCUAAGUAGAAUUGAUCUCUGAGGAGAAAAAAGAUUAUAAACACCGUAUAGUCUUCUCCAUAGCUAUGAGUUCCACAUCCAUGAAUUUUAACUUGGUUUGGAAAUAGGAAAAAGAUACCAGAAAGUUUCAAAAAGAAAACUUGAAUUUGUUGUACCCUCUCAACUACAUAGCAUUUGUGAUACUUUUGGUGUUCUAAGUAAUCUAGAGAUUUAAUUAAAAGUAUAUGGGAGAAGGAGAACCGUUGCAAAGGUUAUGUGCAGAACUAUAGUAUUUUAUAUAAGGGACUUGAGCAUCAGAUUUUGGUAUCCCAGGGAUCAGGGGGAAUCUUAGAACCAAUUCCUUAUGGAUACUGAAGGACAGCUGUACAUUUAGAAUGUAACUCAAUAAUUAUGCUCCUUACAAAACAUUCAAACUGCUGGAAAUAAUUUCAUUCAACAUACACAUGGAUUACUAAUGCAGUCUUGAUUGUCUAAAUAUUUUGAUGUAGCAUAUGUAUUUAUUGAUUUACAAAUAAAAGAUGUACUGAGUGCUUAA